Messenger RNA from Capsicum annuum, 1309 nucleotides. Its product is annotated as nicotinate N-methyltransferase 1. The record is from RefSeq and is a predicted model, not a curated record. The transcript is spliced from 4 exons. Bases 88 to 1170 code for a protein of 360 amino acids. NCBI's taxonomy places the organism in Eukaryota, Viridiplantae, Streptophyta, Magnoliopsida, Solanales, Solanaceae. Gene Ontology annotation, biological process: methylation. Gene Ontology annotation, molecular function: S-adenosylmethionine-dependent methyltransferase activity; O-methyltransferase activity.
CGUUCCCACAAUAAUCACAUGAUAUCCCCAAUCGAAAGGUAGAACAUAUAGUUCCCAAAAACAAGGCCAAAAAAAAGUGUAAAAAACAUGGAGAAAGCAAGUGGGAAAACAAGCAACAAUAAUAAUGCAAGGUUAGCUAUAAUGGAAUUAGCUAACAUGAUAAGUGUACCUAUGUCUCUUAAUGCCGUUGUUAAACUCAAGGUAGCUGACGCUAUUUGGGAAGUUGGAUCAAAUACCCCACUCUCUCCCGCUGAAAUCCUCGCUAAAAUCCGCGGCCCUCAGGGCGGCGGUGACUCUGAGAACCUUCAGCGAAUCUUACGCAUGCUCAUGAGCUAUGGUGUAUUCGAGGAGCACGUAGUUGAUGACGUCUCUCAAAGAAGAUAUUCAUUGGCUGAGGUAGGAAAAUCCCUAGUCACGGACGUGGACAGCUUAUCCCAUGGCUCGUACGUGCUCCAACAUCAUCAGGACGCAUUAAUGAGGGCGUGGACUAUGGUUCAUGAGGCUGUCAAUGAUUCGUCCACAGAGCCAUUUGUGAAGGCAAAUGGCGAGCCAGCCUACAAUUACUAUGGGAAAAAUCCAGAGAUGAAUAGCAUUAUGUUAAAUGCAAUGUCUGGUGUUUCUGUGCCAUUUAUGAAGGCAAUUUUAGAAGGAUAUGAUGGUUUUCAAGGUGUGAAAACACUUGUUGAUGUUGGGGGGAGUGGCGGAGAUUGCUUGAAGAUGAUUUUAGAAAAACAUUCAAGUAUUCAACUUGGAAUCAAUUUUGAUUUGCCCGAGGUUGUUGAAAAAGCACCCCAAAUUCCUCGUGUAAAACACAUUGGUGGUGACAUGUUCAAUUCUAUACCAAAGGGGGAUGCUAUUUUCAUGAAGUGGGUGCUAACAACAUGGACAGAUGACGAAUGCAAGCAAAUAAUGAAGAGUUGUUACAAUGCACUUCCAGAGAAAGGAAAAUUUAUUGCUUGUGAGCCUGUAUUGCCUCACCAUACUGAUGAUAGCAAGAGAACUCGAGCCCUUCUUGAAGGAGACAUCUUUGUCAUGACAAUUUACCGUGCCAAGGGCAAACACCGGACUGAGGAGGAAUACCGACAGCUUGGCCGAUCAGCCGGUUUUGCCGACUGUCGUGGUUUCUACAUUGAUCACUUCUUCACCACUCUUGAAUUUCAAAAGUUAUGAAUAGAAUUGUAACGUCCAAUUGCGAGUAGCAUGAAGGUAGUUCUACAUGCUAAAAUGUCUUAACAUUAAUAAUAAACAUAAGUGUGUAAUGGGAAAAAUAAAUAAAUAGCAUUCCUUAGAUAGAAAAUUGCUAGUUAUA